Messenger RNA from Colias croceus (clouded yellow), 2332 nucleotides. Its product is annotated as metacaspase-3-like. The record is from RefSeq and is a predicted model, not a curated record. The transcript has 5 exons. Lineage: Eukaryota; Metazoa; Arthropoda; Insecta; Lepidoptera; Pieridae. The coding region runs from base 233 to 2188 and encodes 651 amino acids.
UUAUUUCUUCACUUAACAGGAAAAUUAAAAAAAAAUCUUAACUGUAAACAACAGUUAAGAUUUUUUUUUAAUUUUGUAUAAUGUUUAGAUUUCUGCAGUUAAUUACCUAAUUAAUAAUUAUCAGUCAUUACAUAUUCCUAUUUAUAUGGAUUCUAGCGCAAACUUAUUUAAGGCUUAAUAAUAAAGAAAAAAAUUAAUAAAAGGAUAAUUUACUGAACAAUGAAAAAAAAUUAUGAAAAUAUGUAAACCAAAAUUUUCCUAUUGGAUCUUGAGUGAAAACAAAAGCAGCAAGCAUAAACGGUUAAAAAUGGCACCAAAUUUCAGUAAAAAUGCAAUUCUAACAGGACUUUUGGAUUACUACUGUUUAGUUUGUGAAUAUCACUUCCAAAGUGAGGAUGAAAUUGCAUUACAUAUAGCGAAAUUAACUCAUAAGGAAAAUUUGGAAAAGACAUGUUAUGAUAUUGAACAUGAACGUAUAAGAAAGAUAAAGCAAUGGUACUUUUGCGAGUUUUGCAACGAUUUAAUAAAAACAAAGGCCAAAAUACGAUUGCAUAUCGCUGAAGAUUUGCACUUGAUUAACAAGUUUCGUCAGUCUUUGUUACGAUGUGAUUAUGGCAUCCUUGCGUAUGGUGUUAUAGCCAUCAGCAAUAGUGCCUGGAGUGGUUUAUGUGGAGGUACAUGUCUAAUCUGCAACUGCGAAUAUACAGAUGAAAAACAACACGCAGACGAAUCUAUGCAUAUCAUCAAUUUAAUUAAAAAUAACAUUAAAUGCGAUGCUCAAUAUAAUAUCUAUCGUUUGAUUGAUGCAACUUCUUUUCAAUGUUUGACUUGCAAUUCUCUGGAAUCAAUUACAACUAUAAAUUCUCAUUUUACGCAUGAUUCUCAUAAAAAAAUAUCCGCAAAUUGUAGACAGACAGCUAAAUCCCUUAAAACUAUGGCAAUUACUAAAAUGUUACCUGCAAAUACUGAAUUGAAUACAAAUAAUUCAACAGAAAACAUUGAUUUGAAUGCAAAUGGUUCAAAAACAAACAUUGAAUUAAAUGAAAAGGGUUCAGCAGAAAACAUUGAAUUGAUUGCAAUGAGUAUAACAGAAAACAUGGAAUUUAAUGCAAAGGAUUCAGCGGAAAAUGUUGAAUCGAAUGAAAAGGUUUCAUCAGAAAACAAUGAAUUGAAUGAAAAUAAUUCAGCUGAAAACAUUGAAUUAAAAGAAAAGGCUUCAUCGGAAAACAUGGAAUUGAAUGAAAAGGGUUCAGCAGAAAAUAUUGAAUUGAAAGCAAAGAAUUCAACAGAAUCGGAAUUGAAUGUAAAUAAAAUAAAUAAAUCCAAGGAAGGACAUGAAAUCAAAGAUAGUAAACAGACAAAAAGAAAAACUUCGAGAAAUGUAAAUAGUAAUCAAAAUCCAAUUAAUGUCAAAUACUGCAACAUAGAAGAACGUGAAAAAAUUAUUUUGAAGGUAUUAAAGACGCAGAAUUAUUUUGUACCUUAUAUAAAUGAUAGAAUGAUGUGUCUCAUAUGUGAAUGGUCUAUUGACGCAAGUUGCAUUCAAGAACAUCUCACUGAAUCACACCAUGAAUGUUUGCUUAAACUUCAUAAAGAACGUAUACAAAAAUUAAAGAAUUCUCCACCAUACAACUAUAAAACAAACGAAAGUAACGAAAACUCAAAUGUUGACUCUAAGAUGAAUGAUAAAGACAUAUCCGACGAUAGUUCUAACAUCUUGGAUUCGUUAGAGUUUUUACAGAAAAACAGUAUCAAUGUUAACUUUGAAACUAAUAGCGUUAUGUGCAAGAAAUGCUCAAAAUCAAUUGACUUUAAUUUAAAAUGCAUUCAAAUGCACAUUAAUGAGCACAAAUCCACCAAUAGUGCAGACACGAUACAGAAAGAAUGUGGAAGGUUGUCAAAAGCCGAAAAAGUCGCAAAAGAUGCAUCGCCACAAAAACCAGCAGAAAACACAAGUUCCGUAACUCUUAAACGGAAAAAAACGGAGAACUCACCUAGUCAAGAUGACUUGGAAAAAUUUGCAAAGGAUAAUAAGCUAAAAUAUAAGCCUGGAGGUAAAGACGUAUUCUGUGAACAAUGCAGAACUAGAGUGCCAUUCACUCUAAACAACAUGAGGGAGCAUAUAAAUGGUUAUGCACAUAAGCCGCGGGAUGAAUCCAUAAAGAAAAUGAAAAACACAAAAGUGUAAACCGUCGUAAUAAUUGAUUUCAUCUAAGAUAUCACUACAGUUCAAGAAGGCCUGGAGGCCUUGGAUUUCGUUAUUAAUGGAGAAUUUUGUAUUACACUAAUUAGCAUGCUUUUAAUUAAUAAACGUUGUGAAAAUUCCUACUCA